Molecule: messenger RNA, 153 nt
Organism: Pelobates cultripes (western spadefoot toad)
Lineage: Eukaryota; Metazoa; Chordata; Amphibia; Anura; Pelobatidae
Source: the annotation of a GenBank genome assembly
AUGAAGGGAGGCGCAGACACGAAGGCUAUUGCACCCUGCACUGACCAACCUAAGACGGCAAGCGCCACGAGGACGCCCGGUGACAGAGAAGACAAGCUGGGAUACACGGCCAAGCUGGAGAGAAUCUUUCAAGAUUUUUGGCACAAACUGGAG